CUCAUCUUGAUCGGCGGCCAGGGACAUUUGGAACUUUAUCCACAAUUUUUUUUAUUUAACGGAAUUGAUAUACCAAAUGUACGGCAAAGUUGAAGGGGAUGUCAAGAGAAUGCUAGAAAAAUUUUGUUGUUCGAAAAAUUCCAAGUAUUGAUCGACUUGUAAGAUCUUUGUAAGACCUUUGUAAGAUCUAUCUUACAGACUUGUUUACGCUUGUAUCAUUUAUUUAAUUUCUUAUGCUAUUAUUCCGACUUAUCACUUCCGCAGUGCCCUCUCUGAAUUCAUUUUCUGUUUCGUUUGGUUUCGUACCACUGUGUCAGCAGUCUUUCUGCGUUACGAUAUUUUGUCAUUAUUAUUGUAUGUUAUACACUGUUACGAACCGGAAGGGGCAACUGCGUAGUCAGGACUAUCUUUAGGUUAUGGAGUUUGUUAGUUGGCUUUACCAGUGUUGUUAGUCACUUGUAACAUAAAAAUGACUUUAAGUCGUACAAAAAAAUUGUCAAAGAUCACCUUUUUUUUCAUCUGCUAAAGACUUUAGGCUAACGUAGGGAGCUUCGGGAGGUUGGUUAUCGUGGACGAAUCUACGUAUGGCUAACUUAGGGAGUCGCAGGAAAUGUUACUAAUAGGCCUCGUAACUUGAAUUAUCGGUGCACCUCGAGAGAAGUUCAUUACAAUUUAAAUUCAUUGGUGACUCCAAAUUGAAACAUGAAUGCUGAUUCUAAUGCGCGACUACGCCAAUUACAAUUAGAAGCAGAGGAACUCACCAUGUAUGCAAUGCGGAUACCUCCAUGCACCUACGAAGAACGCGUGUAUUCAUCGCAACCAUCAAAAUUUGCGGUAUCGUACACAAUAAAUCCUAAUAUAAGAAAAAUGCCGCAGGAAAGGAAAACUGAAGAUCCUGACUUAUAUUUACUGGAAUCAUCAACAUCUGCGGCAUGGUUACCAGCAAAUACUAAUAUAAAAAAAAUGCAUCAGCAAAGAAAAACUGAAGAUGCAAUAAGCAAAGAAAAAGAACUUUCGUGCAGGAGAAGAACGAAAGUACUAUCAUAUUUUAUUUGUAAAGCGAUGAUGCCUUUAUCAAUAGUGGAAAACAAAGCAUUUCAGCGAUUUGUAAAAGACCUAGAUCCUGCUUAUAAAUGUCCGUCACGCGAUACCUUAAAAACAGAAAUAAUAGAUCAAUAUAAUAGUUUAUCUCAAAAUUUAAAAGAAAAAUUAAAAAACAGACAAAAUCUUACUAUUACUCUUAAUGUUUGGUCAAAUACCUCGCAAACAAACAAAUUUUUAGGUAUAACAGUUCAUUACGUAGACAACAGUAACUUAGAAUCUAUAGUAUUGGAUUUUAUAAAAAUACCACCAUCGCAAAUAAAAAAAUCAAAUAUAGUAGAAGGUGUAGAGAACACGUUAAAGACUUAUCUUCAAAAUUGGAGUAUCGAAGAUAAUCAAAUAGUAGCUGUAAUAACAGACAAUGCAGUAAAUAUAUCGAUAGAAACCAAAAACUAUUAUAUUUCCUGUUUUGCUCAAACAGUGGAAUCGAUUGCGGUAAAUUUAAUAAAUAAAACAGAGAACUUUUUUAAAAUAAUUCGUUCAAAUGUAAAAAGGGCCAUAGAAGACUCAAAACUUAGUAAUGCGUUAAGGAAAAUGCUGGAUAAGAGGGCGAUUAGAAGAGAUUGCCAGAAAACACUAGUCUUAGACAAUCCUGAGAAAUGGAAUUCAACACUUCACAUGGUUGAAACGUAUCUCGAACUUUCACCUUUCCUAAAUGAUAAAGCAGAGUUCAAGUUGGAUUCGACUGAAAUGGAAAUUUUAAAAGAGGCAGUUGUGAUAUUACGUUUUGUGAAAGAAUUAACAGAUGAACUAUCACCAGAUCACCAUGUAACAAUUAGCGAAAUGAUACCAUUGAUUAGUUGCUUUCAGUCAAGUCUGAACGAAUUAGAACUAAAAACAAACUUCGGUAAAAAAUCAAAAUCGAUCUUAAGCAAAGAAAUGAAAAAGUUUGAGAAGAAAGAGGAAAGUUUGUUGUGUGCACAAGCUACAUUACUGGAUCCCAGAUUUAAAACAAUUUAUUUCACGGAUGGAUUUCUUCCGCUAUUAGAAAAAGCUAAGAGGUGCAUUAUAACAGAAACAACAAAACAUACUACAACUCCACAAAAUAAUUCAGAUGAUUCAGAUGAUUCAUAUAAUGUAGAUAACGAAAGCGAUUUACCGAAAGGUAUAUGGAAAGAGCAUGCAAAAAGAAUCUAUAAAAGGACGAAAACAUCACACUAUGAUGACGCUACAAUUAACGAAGAACUAUCAAAGUAUUUAAUUUCAAAAAUAGAAAAAGAUCGUAAGCAAAAUCCGUUUAAGGUGUGGGAAGAAAACAAAUUUUUAUAUCCGAAUUUAUAUACUUUGGCUCAAAAGUUUCUUUCCCCUGUAGUUACGGUGUUGCCAACGGAAAAACUGUUUUCGAAAACUGCUACGAUAAUAAUGGAAGAAACAAACUUGUCAAAUACUCUAUUGAGUAAAUUAAUAUUUCUACAUAAUUUACCUGAAAAAUAUUGGGAUCAUGAACAAGACAUUGAAUGUAUUGAUAUUUAAAACCUGAACAUAAUACUUCAAUGGAAUUUAUUUGCCACACAAGUUUUGCCCUGAGACGAUUAUAGAAUUUUCGGACACUGAUGACCCUUCUGAGAAAACAAAUUUCAGUCAUCCAACGCGGCAGUCAAUGUGUUAAAAACUAUGAGUGACAUAAACAGUGAUGUUUUAUUACCAAUAUAUCUACGAUCAUCGAUGUUAAUAGGCCGAGGGGAAUUAUGUAUAUCGAUACAUCGAUGUAUUAUCUCGAUUAGGAAUGGAGUGUAAAAUCACUAACAGUGAUUCAUCACUAGACUACGGAAGUUUAUGCAAAUGCAUAUUUUAGAAAAAUGGAUGGCUGUAGUUCCGAAUACGACCAGUCGCCGAUCAAGAUGAAAUUUGGAGGGUUGGUUGGGAGCGGGUAGACGACCCCAAAUAUAAAGUGGUAUCUUCGGCUU
This is a messenger RNA of Osmia bicornis bicornis, 3008 nucleotides long. RefSeq names its product zinc finger BED domain-containing protein 6-like. Gene Ontology annotation, molecular function: protein dimerization activity. The transcript is spliced from 7 exons. Bases 703 to 2574 code for a protein of 623 amino acids. The record is from RefSeq and is a predicted model, not a curated record. NCBI's taxonomy places the organism in Eukaryota, Metazoa, Arthropoda, Insecta, Hymenoptera, Megachilidae.